GGUAAAAUUAAUUGUAUAAGAACAUAAAGGAAAACAAGUGUAGCUCAUAAAAAAAAAAAAAAUUCCAAAAUAUGCCAAGACCCUCGCGCGAAUCAUAUGGCGAUCAAAAGCCUCCAUAUUCAUAUAUUUCAUUAACGGCAAUGGCAAUUUGGAACUCACCGGAAAAGAUGUUACCGCUAAGUGAUAUUUAUAAAUUCAUAAUUGAUCGUUUCCCGUACUAUCGCAAGAAUACCCAACGUUGGCAAAAUUCUUUGCGACAUAACUUAAGCUUUAAUGAUUGCUUUAUAAAGGUCCCUCGUAGGCCCGAGCGGCCUGGUAAAGGUGCCUAUUGGGCACUUCAUCCUCAAGCUAUUGACAUGUUUGAAAACGGUAGUUUAUUGCGGCGUCGGAAACGUUUUAAAUUGCAUAAACUUGAUAAAGACUAUUUAAAGGAAGAAUUAGCUACGUGGGCGCAUCUUAAUCGUUUCUUCUUUACCGGCAGUGCUACACAAAAUUCACCAAUGGCUCAAGCAGAAUUACCAUUCAUUGGUGAUUCUUCGAUAUAUUUUACAAGUGUGCCAGCUCUACAACACGCUGGCGGAAGUACAGAUUCCGCACCUAGUUCAACACCAGCUGCUUUAACAUUGGGUUACGGCCAGCCAGAGAUGUUAACGAAUAAUCAUAAAACGAUUUCCACUUUCUUAUCCCGCCCACCAGUAUUACCCACAAUCAUGGAUGUUGAAACAGCUAUGAGAAAGUCUCGACAAAAACGUUCUUUUACUAUUGAAAGUCUUAUAACACCAGAUAAAUUUGAUUCAAUGGCUAUUAAAAACAUUAUAACUAAUGAUGCCACAUAUGUUGGAGCCAAAGACACUCAAAACUUGGAGACAAUCGAGCAAAGCCAUCACGCCAUAAUUCCAACGGAAAAAAUUAGCCAUCAGUCACUUCCUCCACUACACACUAUUACUUCAGCUGCUAGUAAUAUACCAUUUUUGCACUACGCUUUAGGAUCUAGUAACUCUCAUACGGAUCCAUGUACAAAUCCUACUACGAUUUAUGAUAUUCCUGUGCAUCCAAUUUUAAUGAUGAAAUCGCCGCUGACAAAUAUGCCACCGUUGUAUUAUGCAAAUAUUGAUAUUGCAACAAGUCAUCACGGUACAUCUAAUACACAACAUCAACAGGUUUCCAGCUUACGAACAAUAUGAUAUCACUAAUUUCAGUUAAAAUUUUGAAAUUAAACUCAACAAGUCGUUUUUAGUUCCUUGUGGCUGAUAGAUAUAUGCAUAAGUGUACAGUAUGUAAUAUAUUACUUUUUAAUUAAUUUAAUUUUAGAGUAUCUGAUGUAAUCCGAUGUAAAGUAAAAAAAUUAGCUGCAUAAAUCUUAUAAUUAAAAAAUACCAUCUAGGAAACUAAUACUCGCCAAUCAAAAUGUCUACGAAUAUUUUAUAUAAUAAAUAUCUAGUCCAAUACAAUAAAAUACAUAUAUAUUUUUGAACAUAUUAUAUUAUUACAUCA
Messenger RNA from Ceratitis capitata (Mediterranean fruit fly), 1494 nucleotides. RefSeq names its product fork head domain-containing protein FD4-like. NCBI's taxonomy places the organism in Eukaryota, Metazoa, Arthropoda, Insecta, Diptera, Tephritidae. Gene Ontology annotation, biological process: anatomical structure morphogenesis; regulation of transcription by RNA polymerase II; cell differentiation. The coding region runs from base 72 to 1184 and encodes 370 amino acids. The transcript has a single exon. The record is from RefSeq and is a predicted model, not a curated record. Gene Ontology annotation, molecular function: DNA-binding transcription factor activity, RNA polymerase II-specific; RNA polymerase II cis-regulatory region sequence-specific DNA binding.